AUGAGUGGGAGCCAAUUGAAAAUUCCAUUACUCAAGGGCUUCGGAAGUUCUGAUUCUAAAGACACUAAUGAGCCAAAAAUAGGUUUUCCAAAGCCUUCUAUGCCAUCUCAAAAUAACCCCGCUCCUAAUCCAUUGCUAGGGCUAAUUCAACCUCCUUCAGCUAAUGAUCCAGCCAAUAAAGAAAUUGAAAUGACAGCUCCAUCUCAAUUUCUUACAAGUUUACUUUUCAAGCAAGUUCCAAUAGCUUCAAGUAAAGACGAAAUUAAAAGUAUUGAUACAAAUCUUGGAAUUUUUCAUCCUAUUGAAAAAAUUUUAGACUUUAGAGGGACAGGAAUUAGGAGGAUUCAAGGCUCCACUCAGUUUUUGAUAAACAGUUUAGAAGGCGGUAUAGCUAUUUAUGAUAAUGCAACAAAACUGGUGACCACAAAAGCUCCAAAAAUGCUGAAAUCCCCUAUUUAUUCAGUAAUCCCAAAAAGUGACUUAUCAGUUCUCUAUACCUGCUCAGGGGAUGGCUUAAUAAGAGUUUUAAAUUAUCAAAACCUAAAUGAGAUUAAUAAAAUGGGUGGCAUCGAGAGAAGAUAGAAUCUGAGACUCAUUCCCCUAAUCGAGCAGGCAGUGACUAUCCUGACGAAGCUGAAAAUAGUGCCUCUGCCACUUUUUGAAGUAGGCCUUCGGGUUUGGGGAAGCCUUCCAGAAGAGGGAAGUUUUGUUUCUCCCCCGAAGAUUUCCCUAUCCCUGCCAGAUGAACUAGACAGGCUUUGCCUCCCACUUAGUCUUUGCUUAUCGGGACUAGCGGGCAUCUGCAAGAGGUGGCUCUAACCUAGUGAGCUAAUCCUUAGAUUAGGUAGGCUCAAGCCAGAUAAGCAGGCUAGUGGCCUAUUAGCUUAUGGCCUUAUAAUUUUAGCUUGAACUAACUUAAAUGAGAUUUCUCAAUUUUCAGGCCACAAUAAAGAUGUGACAAUGAUGGUUUUAUCCCCUGAUGAAAAAUGACUGUACUCUGGUGGAAAAGACGCAACUGUAAGGGUAUGGAACUUGGAAGAUCCCAAUGAGAAAUCUCUUCUUUAUCGGCACGAUAGAGAAAUUACUGUUAUGGACAUCACUGAUGAUGGAAUUUAUCUCGCAACUGGGGGAAAUGAUAGAGUAGUUAGAAUGUACCACACAGGAGAAAAAGAGGUCAAAGCGGCGCUUGGACCUUUAGGAGAAGUCAGCUCAGUAAAAUUUUCUUUAUUAAAUACAAAAAUCGCAGCUGGCGGGAAAGAUGCAAUCAUAAAGAUAUGGGAAAUGGACUCCUGGAAUCUCCUGCAUGUUCUUAGUGGGCAUGAGCAGCCAGUGACUGGUAUUGCUUUUCUAAAUAAUGAUGAGUGGCUGGUGAGCUCAAGCCAUGAUAGUACCAUUAAAAUCUGGCUUAUUGAAAGCAACAAUUAUGAAAUUUCACUAUCUGAGCAUAAAGGAGAAAUCAAUGGGCUUAUAGCAGAUGAAAAUAACAUUUAUUCAAUUGGAAAAGACUGGAGAUUAAUGGUAUGGCCAAUUCCUAAAACAAAUAAAAGAUCUAUGCUAUCAGGCCACGAAACCGAUAUAACAAACAUUUUAAUUUCCAGCACAAGACAACAAAUUUUUUGCUUUACCAGUGACAAUAAGGUGACUGUGUGGAAUUAUAUAACAGAAGAGAAAGUAGAAACUAUUGAUAUGAACUUUACAGCUUAUACAGCAGCAAUGACACCUGAUGAAAAAAGUAUUAUUGGCUGGACCUUAGAUAGCCGCUUAUCCCCCUUUUAAAUUGGAAGCGGUAUUUGACAAAUUUCGAUUUUUUGAGUAAAUUAAAUCCUUUCGAAUAGGUUAAAACAACAAUUUCUGUGCAAGUAGUUUUGAUGCCUAAUUUAAUGUGAUGUGAUUUUACCGAAAUAAAAAAUUCAUCAUAUUUAGUUUUAUUUAAAAGAGAAAGAAAUAGUAUAUUAUUAAACAAAGUUGCACUUUAACCGAUAUGAAAAAUUUAAAAAAUUUUAAAUUUUUUUAAUAUGAAAAUUUAUAUAAUUUAUUUUUUUUUAAACAAAUAUCUCAUAUGAACUUAAAUGGUUUUUUAACAAUUUAAAGAGAGAAAAUUUAGGCAUUUAUGAUAUAACUACAAAAACAACAUCAUUUUUCGAGUUGACAGAGGAAAUCUUAGUAUCAUUAAUCAUGAUUUCACCUGAUGGCAGCCAUAUAGUUAUUGGAGAAGAAGCUAGUAAAGCGGUUAAAGUGUAUUCUUUUGAUACUACACUUAAGCUUGCAUUAAAGGGAAGCUUUUCUGGGCAUGACGUAGAUCUGAGUUGCUUGGCAAUGACAAGAGAUUUGAUAUAUUUAUUUUCAGGAGAUGAAAGUGGAGAAAUAAUCAAAUAUGAUGUUAGGAAUAUUUUUAGCCCACCUACAAUUAAUGAAACUAAAGGGGAGAUAGCGGCAAAAGGGACAAUAGAAGUAGUAGAUACACAGUUUAAACUUUCUGGGCAUCAUGCAUCUAUUUCAGAUAUGAAAAUUUCUAAGGAUAAUACCCAUAUGGCAUCUGGAUCAUAUGAUAAAACAAUUAGAGUAUGAAAUUUAGCAAAAAACAACUGCAUUAAAACCAUUCAGCAUCAUACUAAUAGGAUUUCCAGCUUAUAUUUUACAAAUAAUGGGGAACAUCUCAUGGCAACCUCUCUUGAUAACACAGUUUCUAUAUGGAACUACUCAAAUUACACGCUGCUCACUACAUUUAAGUUCAAAAAAGACUGCAAAAUGAUAACUUGCAAUGCUGAUGAAAAGUAUUUAUUUAUUGUUGAAGCCGAUGAAAUCAGUGUUCAGCAAAAUCCAUUGACAAACCAGUCAUUUUCUAUCUAUGGACCAGUAGAUAAUAUACUGAGGUAUUAUUACUAUGUGAAACGAAUUUUAAAUGAAGAUCCACCCAAGUUCGAAGCUGAUAUGGACAAAAUGGUGAUUAUGCCUAUGAUGAUGAACACUAUUCAUCUUUACUCGUAUUUUAAUAUGCCACAACAUUUAUCUGAUGGCCUUUCAGCAAACGGAGCAUUUUUUAAUUCUGCAAAAAAGUUAUAUUAUGCUUGGCUAAUAAGACACUAAAUUAAUGGCAAUUAGAAGGAUGAUAUAUAGUUUUAAAAUCUAAAAUAAGGAUGAGUGUAUUAUGAAUUUAUGGUAUUCAUACCAUAGUCGUAUAAAUCCUCUGAGUUUAUCAGUAAGCAGAAAUUUUGAAGGACGCCUUUUGGACGUAAUUUUUUCCCCGCAGAAAUUUCUCUGACGAAUUUUUUAAUAGUCAAACAUUUGCUCAGCAAGCGGCCUCGACUAAAUGCCUGGAUAGAAAAAAGUUUAGACCAAAUUGUGCCCAAAAAAUUGAUGCAAAGUAAAUGUCCCCAAGGAAAAUACAUGCAGCCGAAAUUACACUGAAUGUGUCAACGUAAUUCUGAAUAAUAUUGGCUUUCUUGUAAAAGAAAAUCCAUUUAUAGUUGCCCCAAUAGAAGAUCAAUUAAUUACUUUGAAUGAAAGAGGAUAUAACACUCUUGAUAAUCUCUAUUACGACUUGCUCACAAAAGUCAAAAAUUCUGACAUUCCGAGAUACUGCACAAGUAAUGCUCCUUUGCCCAUAAAUUUCCAGUCAAAAAUUAUGAUUCCAUCCGUUGGGGAUUUCUUAGGGCCUGAAUAUUUCCAAUAUGAACAGCAAUCGCUAGCAUUUGAACAUACUGCAGUCAAAAUCCCUAUGGUUUUAGGGUCCAGUGAAAGCAUUAAAUUCUUGAAAAGCAUCGUAAAUUCGCCUAACUCUGAAAUUUUAAGGACAAAAUUCAUACAGUUUAUCCUUGAAGAAAAAUGAAAAAUAAUCAGAUGGGUUAUGCUUUGUGAAGCGCUAGUCUAUUUAGGGUUUUUAGGAUUAUUUGCUAUUUACUCCCUAUAUUUUUUGAAUGAAAAUACACUCAUUAUUCCUUUAGUGGUCAUUAACGUUGUGGAGCUUUUUUAUGAGUUUUAUAAGAUAGCUGUGGAAGGGACUCAAGGAUGGCUGAAACCAUCCAAUUAUAUAGGCAUUUUCCGCUGCAUAAUCUUCUUAUUCUACUUAUACUGCAUCGAUUACGAUAAAUACCGCGAUCUCACUCCCCAUCUUUUAGUUUUUCUCACAUUUGUAGCUUGGAUUCAAGGAAUCGGCUACUUCCGACUGUUUGAAAAAACUCGCUAUAUGAUAAAGCUUCUAAAAGAAGUCAUAACUGAUAUGAUUUCUUUUAUGAGUCUGCUCUUUUAUUCCACCCUUUCUUUUACACUAAUUUUUAUUUCAGUCGGAGCUAAAAGUAGCGAUCCUUUUUCCAUGAUGCUCAUAAAAUCAUAUUUGCUUGAUUUGGCUGAUUUCAGCUAUGAUAGUUACGAGACUGUGGAAUGGAUAAUUUUCUUGAUUGCUUCUAUUUUAAACCCCUUAAUCAUGCUGAAUUUACUUAUCUCUAUAAUUGGCGAUACCUUUGAUAGAGUCCAAGAAGGGAUUGUUAUAGCUGACCAAAAAGAAUUAUGUGAGUUGAUAAUUUCUGGAGAAAAUUUAUUAUUUUGGAGGAGAAAUUAUAAUGAAAAAAGCUAUCUUCAGAGAUGUAGAGUUGAAGAAGCGGUAGAAGAAGACGAAUGGGGUGGAAAGACGAGAGAAAUUAAAUCUGCUAUAAGUGAAGUUCAAGAAAUCCUUGAAUCAAGCAUUGAAAAAAAUGUAGCAACUAUUGCACAAAUUGAGGAAGGGAUUAGUAAGGUAAGCUCAUCUAUGUCAAUGAAUCAGACAAUGAUGAGUGAUGGCAUGACCGGAAAAAUCAUAAUUAUGAGGGAUCACAUCAAUCAAAGAAUCAAUAGAAUGAAUGAUGAAAUGAAUGAAAAAUUCGAAUUACUAGAAAAAGAAAUGCAUAACAAAAUAUACAAAGUAAAUAAUGAUAUUGACGUGGAGCACACUGAACUGACUGAUAAAAUCACUAAGGAAACUCAUGAUUUGUAUUUGAAUAUUCGGCAUUUCCACAAAAUUUUGCAUGAAAAAUUAGAUAAAAUGUACGCAGAGAGCAAUGAACUCAUCACAAGUGUCCAUGAAGAUUUGGGAAAUUAUUUACAAAAGAUGAAUGGGGAGUUAAAAGAUAAUCUAAACUAUUUGAAUCAAAACCUCAAUAAAAUCCAUGAAGAACUUAACCAGAAAAUUGACGAUUCUAAUGCAGAAAUAAAAGAAAUUUUAGCUAAACUUAAUGAAGAUAUGAAAAAUUUGGCUAAAGAUAUAGCAGAGAGAGUAAAUGAAGUGCAUAAAGAAGUAAAUAAAAAUACCCAAAGAAUUGAAGAAGGAAAUAUUAUAACUGAAAAUAUGAAAAAUUUAUUAUCAGAAAAGAUUGAUAAAUCCCAGUCACAUUUAUCAGAUAUUUUGGCAAAAAAUAAUGAAGAUAUGAGAUCACUAGACCAUGCCAUGAAUGAAAAAAUCAAUCAAGUUCAUUCUGAUGUAAACAAAAACUCGCAAAAACUUGAUGAAAAUAAACAAUUGCUUGAAAGCAUAGGAAAAUUAAUUGAUAGCAAGAUUGAAUCCUCUAAUUCUAAAUUAAUCGAAAUUCUGGCAAAGAUGACAGAAGAAAUGAAGUCUAUAGACAAAUCGACGACUGAAAAAAUAAAUGGAAUUCAUUUGGAACUUAAUAAUCAUGCAGAAAAAAUUGAAGCAAAUAAUCAGAUUAACGACCGUCUUAACAGCUCAAUAAGUGAUUUGGAUGUUUCUAUACAAAAAUUGAUAAAAGAGUCAAAUAGUGAUAUUUUUGGCAGACAAGAAAAAGUUUCAAAUCAGUUAUCAGAAUUGAGCAGUGAACUUGUAACUUUAGCAAAGAGUUUCAAAGAUAAGACCGAAAGUCUUGAGCUAAUGAUUCGUAAUAGUGAAACUCACAAUGAUGAAUCAAUCAGAAUCCAUGGAGAAGAAGUUAAGCAAGUUAUAAACAAAUUAUUGGAAGACAGCCAAGUUCAAUUUGACCAAAGAGUCAAGCAGCAAGAAGAAGAGCUCAAAGCUUUCAUAAGGGAAUCAUUUGAAAAUACCAAAAAUGAAAGCGAAAGAGGAGCACAUGACAAAAAUGAAGAACUCAGGAUAUUCAUUCAAAGCUCACUGAAAAAUAUGGAGAAGUAUAGCGUUGAGAGUUCUAAUAAGCAAGAAAAAUCAAUCAAGGAAUAUAUUAAAAACUCUUUAGAUACCAUUGAAAGCAAAAAUUCUGAGAGAAUAAACAAACAAGAAGAAGAUCUUAAAGCUUAUAUUCAGCAAUCUGUUGAAUAUUUGAAGGAUUUCAAUGAAGGGAAAAUCAGGGAACAAGAAGAAGUACUCAAGAAAUUUAUCCGGGAGUCUUUAGGUGGGGAUCAAUAA
Molecule: messenger RNA, 6346 nt
Organism: Blepharisma stoltei
Lineage: Eukaryota; Ciliophora; Heterotrichea; Heterotrichida; Blepharismidae
Source: the annotation of a GenBank genome assembly